Messenger RNA from Strongylocentrotus purpuratus (purple sea urchin), 2425 nucleotides. RefSeq lists its product as uncharacterized. NCBI's taxonomy places the organism in Eukaryota, Metazoa, Echinodermata, Echinoidea, Camarodonta, Strongylocentrotidae. Bases 652 to 1680 code for a protein of 342 amino acids. The record is from RefSeq and is a predicted model, not a curated record. The transcript is spliced from 2 exons.
AUUGGAGCUGCAUUCGAGUUGUCUUCAUGUUUCACAAGCGCAGUUUUUAAGCAAUGUCAACAUGCAAAGGAGUUAGGCAAUGAUUAGGACAUCUGGCAUCUGGGGCUAUUCUAAUGGCCAUUACUCUACCAUCACUGAAUCCUAAAUGGAGAGAUAUGGUCUGCAGGUUAUUGGUGUUUGAUCAAAGUGAAAUGGAGCUCGGUAAUUAAGAAGGGAAUAAUUCAGUCCUGGUUGACAGAUCAACUCUUGCUGUAUGUCUAAUUGUCCAAUCUGAUGAUUUUUACACACUGACAAUCUUCAUUUGACGAAUCCAUCAGGAACAAAAGCUGGAACACAAUACAGUAGAUUACGGCUACAAGCCUACAAUGACUGCAUGAUUCAUGCCGAUUAUGUGACAGAACAAGCCGGUGUAUGUGUUAGCAGAAAAUUAGAUUGCACUUUUAAACAUUUUGAACAACUGGAUGGCUUUUAGCCAAAUCGUUUUCAUCUGAAAUUUUUCGAACGACUUGGAUGUCAAAGGUGAAGCAGUAUCAUUUGUGAAUGAUAUAGAAUACUAACGAUCACUUUCUCCUACUUACAGUUCAAAGUAACAAUCUUUUACUCAGCAUUUUGGGAAGAAUCUCUACGGCCGGUAUUCUACCAUAAAUCACAAUGGUUGAAGUUUUGUUUCAUUCCUUGACUGGUGGAUUUAAAAUCCCAAUAUUAUUUGUUUCUAUCAUUCUCAUGAAUCUAUAUGGAUGUAAAUCCACACAAUUAUCUAAAAUACAAGGGCAAGAAGCUAACUUGAUUUUCCCAUACCCAUGUGACAGUACAGAAGUCACUUUAUUACAUCAUUUAAGCACAGCCCCAUUUUAUCGCUCGACAGACGGGUCAGCGCUAUCAUUGCCUCCAUUUCAGGUCAAUAGAUUCCAUGUGCAAAAUAGAAUCAAAAAUAGAAACUGCUCUCUGGAUCUUACAAUAACUAAUCUAAUGAGAAUUGAUGCAGGGAAAUACAUCUCAUUGGUUUACAAGGAUGGGAAGUCAAUUGUUGAUCACACAACAAGAGUCGAACUGCAAAUAGACUAUCCUCCUGGUAAGGCAUCAUGUGAUGUGAGUGAAGGAAAGGGUGGAGACUGGGUUUCAAUAGACUGUACAGCUAAUGUUGGUAGUCUAUCAGGAAAGAUUGAAUGCUAUCAGGAUGGUGUAUGGAUGCCUUCCCUAACUGACCCCAGUGAAACUGUCACUUUAUUAACACAGACCAUUCUCAUCAGAAAAUCUCUGCCAGUAUUUUGUUGUUCUUCUUUUUUGGAUGAAAAGAAAGAAAGAUGUGAAUGUAAGGAUACUGGUCUGUUUAUAACUGAUGAUGAUAGCAAUGACCCUUGCCCUCCUUUAGAAAUUACAACAAUGCCUCUUCCUACCACUCUCACAGAAAACAAUCAAAGUGAUUACUAUUCCAAUAUGACGUCCUCCAUUCCAAUUAAUAUGGAAACAUGCAACUUUGAUAGCAUUCAGUUUAUAAUUUCCAUUACUAUUGAAUCUAUAGUGCUAAUCUUGGUUUUUGUUAUGGUGUAUAAAAUGAUAAAAAGGGUGAGAAAUACUGAAUUAAUAAAAUAUGCUCCUCUUACUUUGUGUUGUUGGCCCAUAUCUUCCAAUAACAAAAAAGAUUUGAAUGACACAGUUUUUAGUUUAUCACAGGUUUAAUAGUUUAAUUUCAAGAUACAAUACUUGCUUUACAAAUUUCUCACCGGACUAUUUACCUUUUUUAAUUUUAAUUUUUAAUUUUUCCAUUUUCUCUAAUGGAUUAACUGAUGUACAGUCUAGUCAAAGUGGAUAGGUAUCCAUUAUCCAAACCACCAGAGCGACUGCAAAUGUGAUGCCCACGGUUAGCUGAAUGCUAAAUGUAGAUACAAUCUGCAGGUUAUCGCUGUUUUAUCAAAUUGAAAUCAAGCCGGAUGAUUAAGAAGACUAUUCAGUCCUGAUGAAUUUUACAAGCUAAGAAUAUAUCGUUUAUGAAUCCAUCAGAAACAAAAGCUGGAAUACAAUACAGUACAUCACGGCUACAAUUACUGCCGAACUCAUGCCUGUGUAUGUCUAGUGUGUUAGAGAACCAGCCGAUGUAUGAAUUUUAGCUAAAUAAUUGAUUGCAUUUACGCUUGCAUUUUGAAUAACUGGCUGGCUUUUGGCCACACCAUUUCCAUCUGGAAAUUUUUUAUUGAGUUGGAAGUCAAAGGUGUAACAUAUUACUGUUUAUGAAAUAUAUGUAGACAGGGAUCACUUUAUCCUCUUUGCAGUUACUGAAAAACCUCUGUAUUUGGGGCAAAAAUCUGAACCUAACCGUAAUUCAAAAUGCAACAAGUUUUAUUUCAUCCUUGAAUGGUGGAUUUCAAAUCCCAAUAUUAUUAAAGAUAAAGGUGAUUUCUGGUCAUGCGAUUGCAUUGUUAAAGAA